UCUAAACCGGGGCUUACGCCCCUCAAUCCUCAGGUUUACAAGGCACCUUACAGCAACGACAGUCCCCGAAAUUCAUCACGUAACCAUCCCCUCACUCAACACUUUAUCCGCGGUCUUGCUGGACUCUUCCAGGAUUUGAAAAAUUGCUAGUGGCUACGGACACUUUGCAGCAAUCAUCAGCAACCUUGCCAUCUCUGAAUGAAGGCAUUUGAUGAAGCAGCUUAAGACAGUUGGGCCGAGGCAUUAUACUAAAGAAUCCUUGCACAGAUGUUCUGGUGGUUUUCAGCAUUCACGUUGGUUACGAUGCUUACAGUUGCAGAGGAAGGAAAUCCAUUCAACAACUUUGAGAAGAAUGGAAAAUGCGAGUUUACUGGAUGAAGCCACAUAUGAGAGACUUGCAGAAGAAACAUUGGAUCUUUUAGCUGAUUUCUUUGAAGACCUCGGAGAUCGACCAUUUGUUCCAAAAGACUAUGAUGUAUCAUUUACGAAUGGCGUGUUAACAAUAAAUAUGGGAGAAGCCUUGGGGACGUACGUAAUUAAUAAACAGACUCCAAACAGACAAAUCUGGUUAUCAUCUCCCAUCAGUGGGCCUAAACGAUACGAUUGGACCGGGAAGAAAUGGAUCUAUUCUCACGAUGGAAUUUGUUUACAUGGUUUGCUCACGAAGGAGUUCUCUACAACAUUCAAGACUCAAGUAGAUGUACUUUCAGUAGCAGAUGUCAGUAAUAUGUGACCUAGCAAAAAAUCUAAGAACUGUUUCCAAAAGCUGUUUUGUAAAUGAUAAACCCUUUUGGAAUUAUUAUGUGCGAAUCUCUUGUUCUUGUGACAGUUUCUGGCAUGCUGUAAAGACCGCAAUCAAUUUAUAUUGUCCCAAAGUAAACUUCCCUGUUGGAGCUCU
Messenger RNA from Stegostoma tigrinum, 898 nucleotides. It is a transcript of the gene fxn, whose product is annotated as frataxin. The record is from RefSeq and is a predicted model, not a curated record. Gene Ontology annotation, cellular component: mitochondrion. Gene Ontology annotation, biological process: iron incorporation into metallo-sulfur cluster; intracellular iron ion homeostasis. The transcript has 6 exons. Gene Ontology annotation, molecular function: 2 iron, 2 sulfur cluster binding; iron chaperone activity; ferric iron binding. Lineage: Eukaryota; Metazoa; Chordata; Chondrichthyes; Orectolobiformes; Stegostomatidae. The coding region runs from base 212 to 733 and encodes 173 amino acids.